Messenger RNA from Dimorphilus gyrociliatus, 1449 nucleotides. NCBI's taxonomy places the organism in Eukaryota, Metazoa, Annelida, Polychaeta, Dinophilidae. The record is from the annotation of a GenBank genome assembly.
AUAGAGUUUUAAUUUCUCUUUACUCAAAGACUUUCAAGUAAAAGAAUAAAAGAUGAGCGGUACCGCAGAAAAUAUACCUUCUGAUGAAUAUUUCAAUUUAUCACCGGAAACAAUAAAGAUAAAUAAUCAAAAUAGUAAAGAAAUGAAAGUGUUCAAUAUAGAAAACGAGUCUUUACAAGAUAGGCUAAUAUCAUUUAAUAAGAUUAUCGAAAAAGAGAUCAACAACACUGACAAUGAAUGCGAAAAGCAAAAGAAUAUAAUUGAUAAAGCAGUUACUAAAUAUAUAGCUUCACUCCAUAAACAACAAGAAACAAUUAAAGAUGAAAUUGAAUUAUUCUACGCUGAUAAGAAAUCAAAUUUAAAACGAGCUUUAUCAGACACACAACGCCUUGAAGAUUUUAAUAGAAAUUCACAAAAUCCAAUAGUUCAAAGAAAUUUAAAAAAGAUGGCCAAAGAAUUAAUGUACGCAACUGAAAAUAUUAUAAAUAAAAUGAAAUAUUUUGAAUUAAAAGAAAAUUAUAAAUACGAAAAUAAUAUUGGAAAAUUAAAGACGCCCAUUUACGAAAAACCUAUUAAAGAACAUAUAAUAUUAUUAAAUUCACAAUUAAAGAAGGUUAUUGCAACUAAAAAAGGAUUUCUCGCAUGGCAAUCGAAUAAUAAAAUUAUUGAAUUGAAUUAUGGCCAUACUGUAGUUUCGGAGAAGAAUGAUAUAUUAGAUAUUUGUUCAACAUUUGAUAAUCGAUUAUCAUACAUUGUUUAUGUUGAUUCAAAAUUCUAUUGUAAAACGUUAAACUUGGAAAAUGAUGAAUGGAUUAUGAGAAGUUUCUCAUAUCCGUUUAAUAAUUUAUCUUCAAUUAUGUUUGGAGUUUAUAAGAAAAAUAUUAUAAUUAGUUCGGAUAAUGGUAAAACUCAUUUCUAUCAUAGAACUAAUCUCGAAGUAUCAGAAAUUGAGGAUAAAACUUCAAAAAAGAAACCAAUUAGUCAUAAAGCAUUUAAGAAAGGUUUAUGUAUUGAUUUUGGAGAUGAAUUGGAAUAUUUUAGCGACUUUAAUGCUGAUAAAAUAUUCUUGAAUAUUAAAACUUCUACUAUUCAAGAUUUCUCCCUAUACGAUAAUAUAAUUGAUAAGCUAAUUGAAGGUGAACAAAUCUUCUGCAGUGAAAAAGAUUUUGUACUAUUUAACGUUAAAUCUGGCGAAGGAUACUUAAUUGAACACGAGAAAAUCUUCCCUGGCAAAAGAUUACUUGAAUAUCAAUUAACAAAUUCUCAUAUUGUAUUUUGUCUUUUGGAUAUAGAAAAUCCAAAAAUGAUAACAAUUCAGUAUUAUCCUGUAUUGAAAGAUGAGAAUUUUUAAUUAGACGCUCUAUUCAAUUCGUUUUUCCCUCUUUACAUUCUAUAACAAAUCAUUUGGUGUUUUUAAAUAAUAAAUAUUUUCAUCGCAUUUUCUUUCAA